CUAUAUUUAUUAUUAUAAUUAUAUGUAUUAAAAGUUUUUUUUCAUAGAAAAAUAGAAUUAUACGUGAUUAAAAACAAGAAGUGUUUACUGUUUAACAGUUGUGUAAAUAAUUUAACACUAACAGUGCAUUGUGUCAAAAUUAGUGACACCAUAACUUAAAAAUAUUAUGGUUCGUGGUGUUGGAAGAGGCGGUCGAGGUAUGCCGGGGCGCGGUGGAAUGGGAAGGCCUCCGUUUAACAGACCGCGAGUGAUGUUAUUGAGACCUCCUUUCGACUUAAUUUUGGCAGAACCAGCAUUUCCAAGAUGCAAACCAGCGCCCGACGAUUCUGCGCUUACUCAGGCACUCCUCAAACGUCAUGCGGAACUUUGCCCUACCCCAUCAGAGCAGGCAUCAGUACUCUCUCUUGUGACAAAGCUGCAGACAGUGCUGGAUAAUCUUGUUGUAGCUCCGGGUGAUUUUGCUGCAUGUCAAUUAGAGGAAGUCAGACAAGUUGGAUCGUAUAAAAAGGGAACAAUGAUGGCGGGCAAGAAUGUUGCGGAUAUUGUUGUUAUUAUGAAAACAUUGCCGACUAAAGAAGCUGUGGAGGGACUGUCUAAUAAGGUAAAUGAAGAAGUUAAUAAGUUGACCCGCGCAAUGGGCACAGGAUCGGUGACUUGUGCAUGCAAUGAGCGCGGCUUCACAGUAACAGCGGCGGGAGCUGCGGUCCGUGUGCUUGUCACCACAUUGCACCAGAAUUUGAGGAAAUUGGAGCCCGAGGUGCACUUGGAGUAUAAAGUGAUCAGCAGCCAUCUGGCUGCGAUCCGUCACAGCAGAUGGUUUGAAGAGAACGCUCAUCAUUCCUCCGUUAAGGUUCUGAUCCGUCUACUACGAGAUAUGUGCGCGCGACAUGCGGGACUGGAACCUCUGACACCCUGGAUGAUAGACCUGCUGGCACACCACUGCAUCAUGAACAAUCCAGCCAGACAGGCGCUACCCAUCAAUGUCGCUUUCAGACGUGCUCUAUCCUUAUUAGCGGGAGGUUUGUUCCUGCCGGGAUGUGCAGGUCUACCUGACCCAUGUGAGGCAGCACAUGCGCGUGCGCAUACAGCACUAGACCUCGCUGCGCAGGAUCAUGCCGCUGCCACCGCACAGACUUUACUCCGUGUGGUAGCCCGUGGUGGUCACCGCUAUGUCCUAGGGCUGCAACCAUUUGAGGGUGGCAAAGAUAUCUCCACUGAGAUCACAGUGUGGGACGGUGUGGUGGUGUCGCCUCUUGCACCCGCAUACCAAGAGACACCUGAACCUAUGGAUACUGAUGAUAAAGAUGAUGACUUGACUCAAGAUGGUGUGGCCGCCUGACAAGAGUUUUACUGACAAGCAAUAAACUACAUUUGACUAAUAAAAGAUCUU
Molecule: messenger RNA, 1390 nt
Organism: Papilio machaon (common yellow swallowtail)
Lineage: Eukaryota; Metazoa; Arthropoda; Insecta; Lepidoptera; Papilionidae
Product: interleukin enhancer-binding factor 2 homolog
Exons: 9
Coding region: 167-1339 (390 amino acids)
Source: RefSeq, a predicted model, not a curated record